Messenger RNA from Megalobrama amblycephala (Wuchang bream), 3594 nucleotides. RefSeq names its product family with sequence similarity 131 member Ab (gene fam131ab). The transcript is spliced from 5 exons. Bases 484 to 1473 code for a protein of 329 amino acids. The record is from RefSeq and is a predicted model, not a curated record. Lineage: Eukaryota; Metazoa; Chordata; Actinopteri; Cypriniformes; Xenocyprididae.
CCAAUAUUUUUAUUAAUAUACAUUUUUUUCUCAUCAGUCCUAUGACCCAUUUUUGAGUUACGACCCACCAGUAGAGAACCAUAUUAACAUAAAUAAAAUAAUACAAAAUAAGUAAUAUAAAAAUAUAAGCACUGUAAAUUGAACAGUGGUGUGGUGCUGCAAAACAGGAGGAUCUAAUUGUGGAUCUCAUGAGAGAGAGAGAGACGGAGAGACAGGUGUCAUGACGGGGAAUGCAGUUGGUGUGUGCGUGUGUGUGUGAGUGUGUGUGUGUUGCAUGUGCGUAAUGUGCUGUUUGCAUGUGUGUUCAUGAGAGAGAGAGCGCGAGAGAGACAGUAACCCUGAUCAAAUGUGCUGCAUGUGACGUCAUCCAGCAUCCAUUCCGCCGUAUCCUUGGAGAAAUCAUUCCAUGGUGACUGGUUGCUAUAGAAAUGCUCGUUUCCAUCCAAGUUCCAGCGGAAUAACGUGGUGUGCGCUUGACGUGGCAUGUCAGUGAGAACGGACUCCAUGGAGAAGCUUUUGUUCCUGUGUGGAGGGAGCGGAGAGCCGGUAAAUGUUGAGGACAGCAACGACAUGUUACCUAAAUCCAGACGAGCUCUCACCAUUCAAGAGAUCGCAGCGCUGGCUAGAUCUUCACUUCACGGUAUCUCGCAGGUGGUCAAAGAUCAUGUGACGAAGCCCACGGCAAUGGCGCAGGGGCGCGUGGCCCACCUGAUCGAGUGGAAGGGCUGGUGUAAACCCACCGACACUCCCAGCGCUCUGGAGUCCCACCUCACCUCAUACUCUCAUCUGUCCGAGGGCGAGCAGGAGGCGCGCUUCGCUGCCGGGGUGGCAGAGCAGUUUGCCAUUGCGGAGGCAAAGCUUCGUGCCUGGUCUUCAGUGGAUGGUGACGAGUCUAACGACGAUUCUUACGAUGAAGAUUUUCUACCUGCAAAUGAUCCCGUUACACAGAGCACAGAUCUGUCCUCGUACCCUCAUUACCUGAGGGAUCUCUUACAAACUCAGGUGUGUCAGGCUCACCUGCGGGGUCGAGGUCUGUGUGAGGCCGAGAGCGGGGUGGGAGCUGACCUUUCACCUCCCGUGGGUUCACCGGGGUCGCCGUCGGAAACGCUCUGCUCCAGCAUGUACAGCUUGGACGAGAGACACCCGUUGCUGCGGGACCUCGGCCGCCACGUGGACUCGCCCGCCGCCGACCUCACCGCCAAGAUUCUCGGUGCUCUUCAGGGAGGGGAGGAGCUACUGUUGGCCCGCCUACACAGGGCGGGGCACAGACGAGGCCACUCCCCCUGUUGCUUGGAAACAUACUCCGAGACAUUCGAAGACGAAGACACGCCUUGUAAGGACUGUGGAGGCGGAGUCUGCCUUCCGCCUGAAUAUUCCACGCGUAGAAAGGUGUCGGACGUGGCCUCGUCUGGCAUCGUCUCGCUCGACGAGGAAGACGUGGACGCGGAGGAAGAAGAGCAAGAGGAACAGUGACGUCUCUCAGCCUGACGUGACGUGCAUGUUUAUUUUGGACUCCGCCCACUAAUUUGCAUUUUGCUCCGGGCGUCACUUGCUCUCGUGGUUUGAACUUUUAACUCUGUUUUUUCGUUAUUGACUUUCAACGCGAGACUGAAUUUUGGUUCUCAGGCUCUCAAAAAAAAAUGCAUCUUGAUGAACUAAAAAACAAAAACUUAUGAGGUUUCGCAAAAAGGAGGAACAUAAGACUGACGUCGACCUAAUUAUCGCUGCAUGUAUUGCAAGUGCCGAACUGAACUUAAAAUCAUAAAUGUUUGGAUCUGGACGUCCAGUUGUUUAGCACGGUUUGUGGAUUUGGCUGUUGUAUAAUCCUGCUCCUUAUGUGACAUCAGGCCCCAUUGCAUUCUGGGUCUUGAUCACAUGACGCCUGUUCCCUGGUCCCCGGUUGCAUCUUUUGGGCAUGGCUUGCUGAUUACGUCAAACUCACUAUCUGAUCUGUCACUGUCGCUUAUGAAGCGACGCACGAAUGCAGAAUGUUUAUACCGUGACAGAAAGAUGUAUUUCAAAACAUAGAAUGCGUAAGAAUACUGACGAUCAAGUUAUGCUUUUUUUCUAUUAUUAUUAUUAUUAUUAUUAUUAUUAUUAUUAGGUAACACUUUAUUUUACAGUAUCCUUGUUACACGUGUUACAUGUACUUAUUAUAGUAAUAACAGUAAAUUAUGCAUGAUUACAUGCAACUAACCCUAAACCUAUAGUAAGUACAUGUCAUUAGUUAUUAUUAAUCAGUACUUAAUUUUAUACUUAAACUGAAACAAGGACACCUCAAAAUAAAGUGUAACCUAUUAUUAUUAUUAUUAUUAUUAUAUUAAAUUUGAUUCAUAGACUUGAAUGGAACUUUUUCACGUUUGGUUUUAUUUCUAAAAGCAUUAUUGUCUUAAGACGAACACAAUGAAUGUUUAGGAGUUGAUCCAGUGUUGUGGAAUCGAUGUGAGUUUCGCGCCGUUUGAAGGACUUUCGGAGAGUUGCUCUAUUUUUGUACUGUGUGGUUUUUGCGGUGAAUUGCCUAUUUGGACUAAGUGAGUAACGCUGUGGUUUGUUCACAAGAUGCUUGUUGAUUGCUUUCUUUCUUUCUUUCUUUAUUUCUCUCUCUCUUUCCGUCUCUGAAUUAUCACUGUGUGAUAUUGUCUACAUCAGGAAAAAAAAAUAAUACUAAUGUGAAAAAGAAACAAAUGGCCCUUUUUCUUUAUUUGUCUCUGGAGAGGGAGUUUGUGUGCUGUAUAAUUUUGUUACCGUCGUACGUCCUUGUUUUGUUCUUUGCGUUCGGUAAAUGUCAAGCACUCGCUCUUUUUCUAUAAGGGCCACUUUUAUUCUCAGACAUUCUCUUGUUACCAUGGAGAUCCAUGAUUCACAAAGAAAUUAUGGUUAUAGUCAAUCAGACAAUUCUGACAAUCUAAUUAGCCCACUCACACACACACACACACACACACACACACACACACACACACACACACACACACACACACACACACACACACACACACACAGAAUAUCACAGCAAAGACGCAUGUUUCUUGCACUCCUGCCCUGAGUUUCCCUAAGCAGGUUUUUUUUGUUAGUUUGUGUGUAGAGUGUUUGUAUAAGAUUUCUCCCAUUUACUCACCCUCUUUUUUCUUUCUGUAGAACACAAAAGGCUGUUUAGCUGAAUGUUCAUGCUGCUCUUUUCCAUGCAACAAUCACAUUACAGUGACCAGGGGCCGUCAAACUCCAAUAUUUAGUGCAUUAUAUUCAAACAAAUACAAGUCAUUAAUAACUGAACGGCAGCUCUCAAAUCUCAUUAGUGUUUACAUAUUCAAAUAUAGAGCAUGUCUGCCGGGUAGGUCAUCACUUAACACUCUAAAAAUUGGCUGAGCGUAAAACAAAAAGUAAGACUUUAUUAUGUUUUUAUCUUAAGAAAUAUUUAUAGUAAACAUAUUCAGUUCAAUGCAUCAUAAAAGCAAAUUUUUUACCCUGGCUAAACUGUGUUGUUAACUAAAACUAGAUAAAAUCAAAGAAAAUAUAAAUAUUAAUUGAAGACUUUAAACUCAAUUAACUAGCAUACUGGUAACACUUUACAAUAAGGUCUCCUUUGUUAACACAUGA